Molecule: messenger RNA, 2133 nt
Organism: Penaeus chinensis
Lineage: Eukaryota; Metazoa; Arthropoda; Malacostraca; Decapoda; Penaeidae
Exons: 3
Coding region: 1-2133 (710 amino acids)
Source: RefSeq, a predicted model, not a curated record
AUGACUCGAAGAAUAAGGAAAUAUAUUAUUAUCAGCAGAAGCAGUAGUGAUGGUUUGAUGGAAACAACCUUAGUUCUGGCUGACCCUGGAGGCGUUGUGGAGAACCACAUAAGUCGAACCUCCACCCCAGAUAACCACAUAAGUCAAACCUCCACCCCAGAGAACCACAUAAAUCGAACCUCCACCCCAGAGAACCACAUAAGUCGAACCUCCACCCCGGAGAACCACAUCAAUCGAACCUCCACCCUAGAGAACCACAUAAGUCGAACCUCCACCCCAGAGAACCACAUAAAUCGAACCUCCACCCCAGAGAACCACAUAAGUCGAACCUCCACCCCGGAGAACCACAUCAAUCGAACCUCCACCCUAGAGAACCACAUAAGUCGAACCUCCACCCCGGAGAACCACAUAAAUCGAACCUCCACCCCAGAGAACCACAUAAGUCGAACCUCCACCCCAGAGAACCACAUAAAUCGAACCUCCACCCCAGAGAACCACAUAAGUCGAACCUCCACCCCGGAGAACCACAUCAAUCGAACCUCCACCCUAGAUAACCACAUAAAUCGAACAUGCACCCCAGAGAACCACAUAAGUCGAACCUCCACCCCGGAGAACCACAUAAAUCGAACAUGCACCCCAGAGAACCACAUAAGUCAAACCUCCACCCCAGAGAACCACAUAAAUCGAACCUCCACCCUAGAGAAUCACAUAAGUCGAACCUCCACCCCGGAGAACCACAUAAAUCGAACCUCCACCCUAGAGAACCACAUAAGUCGAACCUCCACCCCGGAGAACCACAUAAAUCGAACCUCCACCCCAGAGAACCACAUAAGUCGAACCUCCACCCCGGAGAACCACAUAAAUCGAACCUCCACCCCAGAGAACCACAUAAGUCGAACCUCCACCCCAGAGAACCACAUAAAUCGAACCUCCACCCCAGAGAACCACAUAAGUCGAACCUCCACCCCGGAGAACCACAUCAAUCGAACCUCCACCCUAGAUAACCACAUAAAUCGAACAUGCACCCCAGAGAACCACAUAAGUCGAACCUCCACCCCGGAGAACCACAUAAAUCGAACAUGCACCCCAGAGAACCACAUAAGUCGAACCUCCACCCCAGAGAACCACAUAAAUCGAACCUCCAUCCUAGAGAAUCACAUAAGUCGAACCUCCACCCCGGAGAACCACAUAAAUCGAACCUCCACCCUAGAGAACCACAUAAGUCGAACCUCCACCCCGGAGAACCACAUAAAUCGAACCUCCACCCCAGAGAACCACAUAAGUCGAACCUCCACCCCGGAAAACCACAUAAAUCGAACCUCCACCCUAGAGAACCACAUAAAUCGAACCUCCACCCCGGAGAACCACAUAAAUCGAACCUCCACCCCGGAGAACCACAUAAAUCGAACCUCCACCCCGGAGAACCACAUAAGUCGAACCUCCACCCCAGAGAACCACAUAAAUCAAACCUCCACCCUAGAAAACCACAUAAGUCGAACCUCCACCCCGGAGAACCACAUAAAUCGAACCUCCACCCUAGAGAACCACAUAAGUCGAACCUCCACCCCGGAGAACCACAUAAAUCGAACCUCCACCCUAGAGAACCACAUAAGUCGAACCUCCACCCCGGAGAACCACAUAAAUCGAACCUCCACCCGAGAACCACAUAAACCGAACCUCCACCCAAGAGAACCACAUAAACCGAACCUCCACCCAAGAGAACCACAUAAAUCGAACCUCCACCCCAGAGAACCACAUAAAUCGAACCUCCACCCUAGAGAACCACAUAAACCGAACCUCCACCCCGGAGAACCACAUAAACCGAACCUCCACCCAAGAGAACCACAUAAAUCGAACCUCCACCCAAGAGAACCACAUAAAUCGAACCUCCACCCCGGAGAACCACAUAAACCGAACCUCCACCCCAUAGAACCACAUAAACCGAACCUCCACCCCGGAGAACCACACAAAUCGAACCUCCACCCCAGAGAACCACAGCCAUUGGACGCCCACAAGAGGACCAGUCACCGUGCAAUUGACGGUGACAUCAUCGGCUUACGACACAAGGGUCAGGGAUCCUUGUCUUGUCGCGCGACUUUACGGCUGAGUUGUUCCCUCGCUGUUAUAGAAUAA